Molecule: messenger RNA, 564 nt
Organism: Diaporthe citri
Lineage: Eukaryota; Fungi; Ascomycota; Sordariomycetes; Diaporthales; Diaporthaceae
Exons: 2
Coding region: 1-564 (187 amino acids)
Source: RefSeq, a predicted model, not a curated record
AUGGGACUCCUCUCCACCACGACGACCCUACUGGCUGCUGCAGGCGCGCUGCUCUUGCAGCCCACAGCGGUCCUCGCAUUGCACUUCAACAUCACGGCCCUGGGGGCGGCCAAUAACGCCUCGACGCUCGAGUGCUGGCAGAUGGACACGCCCUUUGCAAUCUCGACGCAGCAGGGCACCGCCGGCAGCGCGCAGCUCCAGCUGGGCAACACGAGCGCCAUCUCGUACAGCGUGCUGCCGGCGCAGUUCGACGCUGGGGUGCACAACGCGCCUGCGAACCAAUGGGUCAUCUUCCUGUCUGGCCUAGCUUACAUCUCCCUCCCGGAGGACGACACGACCAGCGUGUACGUGUCUGGCGGGCAGUUCGGCCUCAUCUUUGCCGCCGACACGUCCGACGUCAGCGCGAGCGGUCACGCCACGGCCUACCCUGGAACCACCGAGACGAUUGCCAUUCAGAUCCCCACCGAGGACGGCGAGAUCCCGGACCACUCGAUCUUGCAUCCCGGCCCUUGCACUGCGAACGACACCCUGGGCUUGCUCAUGCUGGGUGCUGGAAGCGGCUAA